AUGGUUUUACUAAAUUCAAAUACUUCACUAUAUAUUGUUGAUCCCGAAAUUAGAGGAUUAAUUAAAGAAGAGAUUGAACGUCAAGUGAAUGGUUUAUCUUUAGUAGCAGCUGGAUCAUUAAGUACAUAUAAAUUAGAAUAUAUAAAAGGAUCCAAGUUUGAAAAAUUAUAUAAUAGUAAGGAUAAUAAAAUUAAAGAUAUAUUAGAAGAUAAUACUUCAAUAAAAUUGUAUGAGGAUCUUCAUGUUUCCAUAGAUUAUUACAAUUUGAAUACUAGAUUUAAUUCUUUAACAUAUAAAAACUUAAAUAAAGUGAAUUUACAAAGUAUCAAAAUAACUCUUAUAGAUUCUGAAAUAUUCACUUUAUCAAAAAAUAGUUCUUAUAUUUCUUCUCAACAUCAAAAGAUUCAAUAA
Molecule: messenger RNA, 411 nt
Organism: Cryptosporidium muris RN66
Lineage: Eukaryota; Apicomplexa; Conoidasida; Eucoccidiorida; Cryptosporidiidae
Exons: 2
Coding region: 1-411 (136 amino acids)
Source: RefSeq, a predicted model, not a curated record